Messenger RNA from Truncatella angustata, 1245 nucleotides. RefSeq lists its product as uncharacterized. Lineage: Eukaryota; Fungi; Ascomycota; Sordariomycetes; Amphisphaeriales; Sporocadaceae. The coding region runs from base 1 to 1245 and encodes 414 amino acids. The transcript has 3 exons. The record is from RefSeq and is a predicted model, not a curated record.
AUGGAUGCACCUGGCUUGCCAUCUCUACCAGAAAGCCAAUCUUCUGGUAUUCCAGCUGCUUCAAUCCCUGCAAGUGAAAAUGCUACCACGAUGUCCCCCGAAGACCGACGUGCGUUUUACAGGUCCCUUGUGGACCGCAUGACGUGUUGGAGAAUCACAAGAAACGAUAGUCCAUACGAGUUCUGGACUAAGCCAUUGCCCACAGAGCCUAUGCCAUACCUCCACAGUGCCAAGGAUUUCGUCGAUUUUCUAACAGAGAACUGCUAUGCGGCCCAAAUGGACAAACGAGAUGAGCACGAAAGUGCAGAACUCACCGCAUACUACAGUGCAGCCAAGGGCAUCAAGAUAAAUCAUGAUAAUCUCCAAGAUCUGGCGGACACGUUGAGGCAGUGGCUAGCGCAACUGGAUCACGACUUUUUCUUCGGCCUGUUAACACGCCCGGUCAGCGUUGGAGGAACUUGGAUGCCCAAUGAGAUAGGUUUUGAUCUAACGAUCAUGGACGCUUAUGAUCGGUUGGAACUUCAGGACACAGGGGAAAUCACAAGGGUAAGCACAGGGUUCUACGCUCCGGCCCUGAGAGAAAUCUUCAUCUUCACUAAAGGCCUUGAAGUUCCAGACUCAAUUUAUAGGACAAAAUGGACUAUAGAGAGUUUUGAGAGCCGCAAAAUUGCCUUGAAAGUCUGCCCGCAAACCUUUGAGCAGCUGGUGGUUACCUUGGUCCAUGAAUUGUGUCAUCUUGCUAUUGACGUUUUCGGCUUUUAUGAACAGAGCAAGGAAGGCAAGCUUCUCAGGAUGAGGGAAGUCACCCAUAAUGAGUAUCAUGGGGAGGCAUUCACAGCCCUGCACCAGUUCAUUAUGGAACAUCUGCAUAAAUGGGCACCUAAUUCUGAUACAUUUAGGAAAUGUGCUGAAGAAACGCAACAACUAACAGAGAAGGGGAAGCAUCGUCCUUGGGCAGCAAGUGGGUCGGCGUUGACCGUAGCUCUAGUGCUGCUGACAUUGUAUGGUAACUCAUUAUUGUGUGUUAUUGGACUUCAGAGAAAUUACCGCUCGAUCGACCUAAGUUGGAAGGGCGUACUUGUGAACAUGUUUUUUUACAGGCUUAUUGGUAACCAGCCGAUGUCGUCAGACCCAGGUAAUAACUUGACCCGCAUACAAUUGGGCGGCAUGGUCGUUAUUGGGAAGACUCUCUAUUGGCUCCUAUUUGUGAGACGCCGUAAGCCGGGAUACGUUCUCGUCGUAUGA